UCUUCUUCCGUCUACAUCUCUGCUCCCUUCACUUGUUCUUCUUACGCUCUUUGCUUCAUUCGAGUCGUCUGCUUAGGGAAAGUAAAGAGGAGAUUGGAGUUAGGGAUUAAUGGCUGGAGGAGGAGUGGGACCGGGUAUAGAUGGCAAAAGAGCGGAGUUCUAUGAAGGGGGAGUCACCGUCUUCUUUAUAUUGGCGGUCAUCGUGGGAUCUCUUGGAGGAUCUUUGUUUGGCUAUGAUCUUGGUGUCUCCAGUGGGGUGACUUCCAUGGAUGAUUUCUUAAAACAGUUCUUCCCCAAAACCUAUGAGAGAAAGCAUGCCCAUCUCCAUGAAACUGACUACUGCAAAUAUGACAACCAAAUACUCACCCUCUUCACAUCUUCUCUCUAUUUUGCCGGCCUCCUAUCCACCUUCGCAGCCUCGCCUGUGACAAGGAAAUAUGGAAGGAGGACCAGUAUCUUGACUGGUGCAGUCAGCUUCUUCCUUGGAGGCCUUAUCAAUGCUGCAGCUGUCAACAUUUUAAUGCUCAUAAUUGGUCGCAUCUUUCUCGGUAUCGGUAUAGGUUUUGGAAAUCAGGCUGUUCCACUCUACCUAGCAGAGAUAUCACCCCCAAAAAUCCGAGGGGCAGUGAAUCAGCUCUUUCAACUAACAACUUGCCUUGGUAUUCUUGUCGCCGACUUAAUCAACUAUUUCACUGAAAAAAUACACCCAUGGGGAUGGCGGCUAUCCCUCGGUCUCGCAGCUUUGCCGGCCACUCUCAUGUUCGUCGGCGGCCUCUUCCUCCCUGAGACCCCAAACAGCCUAGUCGAGCGAGGAAAAGUCGAGGAAGCAAGGAGGAUUCUCGAGAAGGUGAGAGGCACUAAGAAGGUGGACGCAGAGCUUGAGGACCUCAAGGAUGCCAGUGCCGCCUCUCGGGCAGUGAAGCACCCAUUCCGCAAUAUUCUCAAGCGCAAGAACCGGCCCCAGCUCAUCAUUGGCGCCUUGGGCAUUCCCGCCUUCCAGCAGCUCACCGGCCAGAAUUCUAUAUUGUUUUAUGCUCCAGUGAUCUUCCAGAGCCUGGGAUUUGGCACUGGUGCUGCACUCUAUUCCUCAAUUAUCACUGGCUCAAUGCUGGUCGUUGGGGCUAUUGUUUCCAUGCUUCUUGUUGAUAGGCUUGGCAGGCGUUUUCUCUUCAUGGAAGCCGGAAUUCAAAUGAUCAUCUCAAAUGUGAUUGUAGGUGUAACUCUGGCUUUAGAGUUUGGCCAUGGUGCAGUUCUAUCCAAAGGCAUAUCCAUUCUUCUCGUGGUCUCAAUCUGCGCAUUUGUAGCAGCUUUUGGGUGGUCAUGGGGGCCGCUCGGGUGGCUAGUGCCGACGGAGAUUUUCCCCUUGGAAACAAGAUCGGCGGGUCAGAGCAUCGUCGUCUGCGUUAACCUUUUCUGUACCGCACUUGUUGCUCAGUGCUUCCUCGCCGCACUUUGCCAUCUCCGAUUUGGGGUCUUCAUCCUCUUUGCUUGCUUGAUUGUGAUCAUGACUUUGUUCAUUUACUUCCUCUUACCGGAGACGAAGCAAGUGCCCAUUGAGGAAAUCUACCUGCUUUGGGAGCAGCACUGGUUCUGGAAGAAGAUAGUGGUUGAUGAUGCAUCAAAGGAGACUAAGCAGCAGCAACCACCGCCACAUUUGCAAUUAUAACCAAUUGGUCCAAUUCCAACCGUUGAUAUUGAAUUAGCAUUUUAUAUUGUACGUGAAAUACUACCUUCUCUUAUUUGGAACAGUAUAUUUUAUUAUUUGUGAAUGAAAUCUGUUAAUUAUGAAAUGCAUGAAAUAAGGAUUUCAGCUUUAGUGAAUUAAGAAUGAAGAUACUGCCCAA
Messenger RNA from Dendrobium catenatum, 1844 nucleotides. Its product is annotated as sugar transport protein 14. The record is from RefSeq and is a predicted model, not a curated record. The coding region runs from base 110 to 1666 and encodes 518 amino acids. Lineage: Eukaryota; Viridiplantae; Streptophyta; Magnoliopsida; Asparagales; Orchidaceae. The transcript has 4 exons. Gene Ontology annotation, cellular component: membrane. Gene Ontology annotation, molecular function: monosaccharide transmembrane transporter activity. Gene Ontology annotation, biological process: monosaccharide transmembrane transport.